ACCAGCCCACCCGUUUUUCGCGAAGCUCUGUCUAGCGCGCGCGACCUCAGGUUCUUCGUAAAAUAUCUUCCACGCUUUCGUCGAGCCCUGAGAGAAGCAGCAGAUAUCCUCCGUUGGGCCUGUCAAGAGACCAACGAAAACCCAGUGCAUAAUCGAUACUCGCUGGUAAGCAUAUCGUUUUUUGUCAAAUUUGUGUUUCGCUAGCUUCCCAUGGCGAAAGCUUCCUUGUCUUUUUAGCACCCCGUGUGAAUCAUUCACGCCGUACCUUUUCCUUUACCCCUCCAACUUCACAAGACAACCUUGUUUAACCACUUACCUUGAGCAUUCUUCCAUACCUGCCUCUAAAUACUUAUGAGUUUCGAAUAGUCCUUCUCUCGUCAGCCUGGAGUUCUUCUAUACGGCCAUCUUUCAAUUCAAUCGUGAAGAUGAGCGACAACGACACUAAGCCUGCUGAGGCCGCCAACCCUCCUGUCGCUCCUGUCCCCGAGGAAACGGCCAAGGACACUGAGUCUCCAGUGGAUGAAAAGCCCACAGACGCAUCAACAGAGGAGAAACCAACCGAGGCGCCAACAGGCGAGACAUCCACCGAUGCACCAGCGGACGAGAAGCCCUCGGACGAGCCUGCAACUGAAGGGGGCGAUUCUAAAGAAAGCGAGGUCCAGAGCACCCCUGCUGAUGAUGAUGACAAGCCAUCUAUCUUUCGACCACCACCUGGUAUGCUCCGGGUGUCUGGUCCUCACGCACAGAAGAAAUUUGUCAAGUCGGAUCCCACAUCCCUCGCGGAAACUGACGACCCUCGUGAAAUUCGCAGACAGGUUGAAUUUUACUUCGGCGACAGCAAUCUUCCUGAAGACAAGUUUCUGUGGGAAAAGGUUGGUGGUGAGGAGAAUAAACCCAUCCCACUCAGCUUAAUCUGCAGUUUCUCUCGCAUGCGUCGCUUCAAGCCGUACGAGGCUGUCGUCAAGGCUCUCAAGGCAAGCAACUUUUUCGUUAUUGAUGGUCCAGAGGGCGAGGAAACCAUCCGCAGGAAAAACGCGAUAGACACCGAGAAGCGCAACAAGCGAGAAGAGCGCAGUGUGUACGUCAAGGGCUUCGGCGACGAAACCUCAUCUACGCAAUUCGAUAUCGAAGCCUUCUUCGCACAAUAUGGACAGUUCGACUCGGUUCGCCUUCGACGAGCAGACGGCCCCGACAAGGUUUUCAAAGGCUCCGUCUUCGUGGAAUGGUCAGAUAGAGAAACUGCCGAGAAGUUCAUGGCGGCGCAACCUGAGCCUCAGUGGAAGGGACAUCCCUUGCACAUAAUGUGGAAACUUGACUACAUGAAGCAAAAAUCAGAGGCUAUCCGAGAGGGUAAGAUCAACGCCAGUGGCCGUAAAUAUGGACGUGGAUCCCACCGAGGCCAGCGGGGUAAUUUCCGAGGCAAUGAUCGGGGAGCGAACAAGGAUGACUGGAAGAAGCGCCGUGAACAAGACCAAAAAAACGGUUUUAGUGACCGUCGGGAUAACAAUAACCGUGGCCGUGGUCGUGGUCGUGGCCGGGGGAACUUCCGUGGGCAGGGUGGACGCGACAACAACGGUGCUCGCGACCAGGAGGCUCCGGCUAAACCAGUAGAUGAUGGUCGGCCAAAGAUCCACGUCAGCAAAGAGGGUGCGAAGAUCUUGGAAGCAGAACAGGCUAAGUCGGGAGAGACGAACGGCAAGCGAAGCAGAGACGACGAUACAACCACUGACGAGCCUCCUGCCAAAAAGGUCAAUACCAAGGAGGAUGCCACAGAAGCUACAUGAAGCGACUCGGUCCAGG
This is a messenger RNA of Xylaria bambusicola, 1800 nucleotides long. RefSeq lists its product as uncharacterized. Lineage: Eukaryota; Fungi; Ascomycota; Sordariomycetes; Xylariales; Xylariaceae. The transcript has 2 exons. The record is from RefSeq and is a predicted model, not a curated record. Bases 426 to 1784 code for a protein of 452 amino acids. Gene Ontology annotation, cellular component: nucleus. Gene Ontology annotation, biological process: RNA processing. Gene Ontology annotation, molecular function: mRNA binding.